AUGAUGAAAGACGCAGGAUGCGCAUCAAAACACAUUAGAGAAUUUCAGGGGUCUCAACCGGGUCUCAUAGGUCUGCGGGAAAGAGGACCAACAAAAGGGACCCAAAAUCCAUGGGAAUUGACGCGGAAGAGAGAAGAAGUUAGACUGGUUGCUCUAGAUGAUCUGGCGCGGCUGGAGGCCGAACAGAAGCGUAUCAAAUGGGAAGAAGAAACUCGUCGACGAAUGAUUGAUGACGAGACACUGCGUCGUUUCAAACAAAUUAAACAACAACAAACUGUUGAACAGGCAAGAAAAAGCGAACUGCUUAGGAAAACUCUGGAAGAAGAGGAAACAGCUCUGCUGAAACAACUCCCCGCGGUGCGGGACGAGAUUUCCGAAAGACGUGCAAAAAAUCGAGCAAAGGCUAAACAGCAGGAAGAGGAACGCAGGCGAGCAGAGCGCAUUACGAACAGCAAUUUCGCUCUGUCAAAACAAAAAACCCUGGAAAACGGUCGAGACCUGCAAGUUCAAUUGAUCAUGAAAGAACAAGAACGCAUCUGGAAAAAACAGGAAGAGGAUCUAUUCAAUCAAAUUCUGAUGAAACAGCAGUUGGAGAAGGACGCAAAACUUUCAACUGAUCAAGUAAAAACGAGGGAAGCGAAUAAGAAACUUGCUGACGAACUACAGCAGGAAUCAAGAAGAAAGGAAGAACAAAAGAAGGCGAUAAGGGAAAUGAACCUAAGGGAGGAACAAGUGGAAUUGGAAAAGAUUAAACAACAACUGGACGACGAAAGAAUCACCGGUCUUCGGGAGAAAUUUUUCAGACAAUGCAAAAUUGAACGCAAUCUUAAAGAAUGCAUGGAGGAGAGGCAGGCUGCACAGUUCUUGGAACGCCUAAGAGAGGAGAGUUCGGCGAAAGGCAUUCUCAUUUCGCGGGAUGAUACGGAUGAAAGUCGAGCCUUGGAAAAGGAACGCGUUAAGAAGGAGACACUGCAAUACCUGGACUAUGUGCACCAGGCCAAAAUAUCGGAAAAACUGUUUGAAAACAAGGUGGAACAAGCCGCACAACACGCACUCAAACGAGAAGCACAACGCGUGGCUGCGAGGAAAGCCCAGGAAGAGGCAUCCCGAAGGCGGCUGGCAUGGGAGACGGCCUACGUAUGCCAGCAACAGACCCAGUUCAAAGAACAACAGCGCCAAUUGGAAAAACUAAUGAAGAAGCAUGAAGCAGAGGAGCUGAAAACGCUGAACGAUGCGGUUCAAAAAGAACUUAGUGAGCAAAUCACCCGGAAACGAAACCGCAUCGAAGCCUAUAAGAAAGAGCUGGAACAGCAGAUUGCCGGGCAUGAGAUACGAAAAGCAAUGGAACUGGCUGAAGCGGAGCGUCAGAUCGAAGCCCAAAAUCGUGCGGAACAGGUACUGCAGGAACGAAUUGACCAAGCAAUUCACUCAAGAAUAUUAGAUCCCCACAGACACCCUUGGCGUAAAAUGUGCUGCCAGGAUGAUGCAACAAGAGAAACCCCUGAUCAGACUUUAUGUGGAUGUGUCUUUUCCUAGAGUUAGACAACUCUGGUGCAGUAUAUUUUUGCCCAUUCAUAAUAAACUCGUUCUAGUCUCGAUUGCACGGCCGAUCUCUGUGCAACACUCAUAUUUCUGAUAUGUUAUCAACUAGGUGUUGCAGGAUCCGUUAUAGGUUGCGCCUUCAACAUCUUCUGUUCCAACCCAACAUCCAGCCGUUUUUCAUCAAAUUGUCAGGCCUUUUCAAGCAGCUGUUUUACGAACAUCUGUUGAAACCAAAUUAUAACCAACUGGGAUUGAACCAGGAUUGUUUUUUUGAUGAGUUGGGUCACUGUUGGAAGAAGAAUCAUCACUCCAGGGUUAAAGGUUUUUGGUCAGGCGGUCCAAAUGGACACGAAUUUGUCAAGC
Molecule: messenger RNA, 1905 nt
Organism: Opisthorchis viverrini
Lineage: Eukaryota; Metazoa; Platyhelminthes; Trematoda; Opisthorchiida; Opisthorchiidae
Exons: 9
Coding region: 1-1536 (511 amino acids)
Source: RefSeq, a predicted model, not a curated record